This is a messenger RNA of Trypanosoma cruzi, 4109 nucleotides long. RefSeq lists its product as uncharacterized. The transcript has a single exon. Gene Ontology annotation, biological process: regulation of translation; cellular response to amino acid starvation. NCBI's taxonomy places the organism in Eukaryota, Euglenozoa, Kinetoplastea, Trypanosomatida, Trypanosomatidae. The record is from RefSeq and is a predicted model, not a curated record. Gene Ontology annotation, molecular function: protein kinase regulator activity. The annotation marks the transcript as partial. Gene Ontology annotation, cellular component: cytosol.
AUGGAUUUAUCUUCUAUUGUUCUGGCACUUCAGGGGAACUUGGCUUUUUUGCCGCGUGCCGUGUCAGUGCUGUUCAACCACGCGAACCCGCUCUCGGAACGAGAGGCGGCAAAACUUUCCGAAUUUACGAGAGAGCAGCAAGAGACGGGAGCACCGGUGGCUUCUGUGCCGGAUAACAUUAAACAACUCAUGGAGAGACCGCUUCAUCGUCUGUCCGCGGUUACUGUCAUUCAGUGCAUCUUGGGAGCUGCCAGGGUUCCAAGCCUCCCCGUAAAGUACCAGCGACGUCUCCAGCGACAUCUUUUACCUCUUCUUUGUAAGAGUGAACUGUUAUCACUGGAGGAAUGGAGCCAUGUUCUUCGUCAGACAGCAACGCUUCCAAUGGGCCACUCUGCCAUCCCACUGCGAUGUGCAGAAGAGGUACUAAAGGCAGCGGCACCGGCUUUGUUUCUCUCAAAGAACAAAUCUGCCGAAGAAGAAUCCGUCAACGAGGUGCAAAAGUUAUUUCUCAAGACAUUUUCUGUGGUCGUUUCGCAUUACGCCAAACGGUACACCAGAUGUUUUCAGCGCUCAGCGACACAGAAAAUGCCUACAAGUAAGAGCAAUAACAAGAGGAAUUUUCUAUAUUCUACUCCAUUUAGGCGUCUCCAACGCAUAUUGGAUGUGAAUUGGGGGCACACCCGGGAAGCAUGGUUGGAGAUUGUUGAGACGUUGUCACCGGCGGAGGUCCUUAUACUUUCGUUAGCAACACCAUGGAAUUAUCCCAUAAAGAAUGGUACACUCAUGCAGGUGUUGAAGGGCAGUCCAACGUUGUUGUUUCAUCUUUUUUCCGACCGACCUUCCCCUGGUUCAUUAUGGGUUGAGUGCCCCAAUGACGCAAUACAAACUUGCAUUUACAAUAUGGGGCUUACCAAUUGCUCACGUGAUAAUGCAUUGGAUUACCUCGUUGUGCUUUUGGCGCUUUCUGGGGAGGACAAAUUUGCAUUUUUCAAGUCUCGUGGUAUGGACGGAUUUGUGCAAUUGUUAACACCCUUUGUGAACAAUGUCAAGACUUUGAACGUCGCUGUGGCACAGGAAUGGCAAGAGCUUUAUGCAUUACUUUUUCUUCACAUGAAAGCAGAGGAGGAGUUAUUUCCUCUUUUUGUUCAGGCCGCUUCCGAUGUUGUGGUAAACCGAUGCCGGGCUGUGACUGAAAAGGCAUCGAUUAUAACCCUUACCGCCUCCGUGAUGCACGCCAUGUCUGAUGCCGCACGAUCCAAGGCUGCAGCUGGAAAAUUGACCCGCAUGAUUGAGCGGGAACUAGCAAGUCCUGCCGUAGACACUGCCGCUGCUGCUUGGAGACUUCUUCGAGAAGCUAGAUUGGAGGAGGAUGUUGCAGAUGAGAUACGCUCUGCAUUAAAAAGCGUCAAGAACAAUGAACAACUCCGAAGGGUUAUGAUAAUACAUAUUUCCCCGCAACGAGCACCCGCCGAUGUCAUUACCUCUCUGAUUGAGCCGCUUUUUGAGGAAUGUGAAGAGGCAGAGGCGUAUCGACCGGAUGCGUUUUUGGCAUUGCGCAUCGCUGCACAGAGACGAUUCAAUGCGGUAGCAAAGCUGUGCGGCAUUCUUUGUCAGGCAGAUGUGGUGGCACAAUUGGGUACGGUAGCGGAUGAAUUGAACGGUCUUAUGGAAACGGCGGUGGCACUUGCCCAAAUUAGUUUAUUUGCUCCCAUGGCGCUUCUCUUAACCCACAGAAGUGGAUUACUGCGACAGCACCUUUCCUCGUAUGUUGCCACAAUUUCUACUGAUGCAAGUGCCAUCAUCGCCCUUUGGGACAGCCUGACACGCACAGUGUUCGGGUUGGAAGCGAAGGAAAAGCCGAAGAUUUUGUCCUCCAAUGCCGUUGGGGCGCUCCUUACGGUGGCCCCAGCAUUACUGCAGCACACCGCGAAGACGCCAGUAUCGACCACGCUCUGCGAAGUUCUGCUUUGCUGUGGCCAUGACCACAUUCAAGGGACAGAUCCGUACUAUUUCCACACAAAGUCAUUUCUUCUUGGCCGUCGGCGGACGAGUUCGGGGGUGGUGCAAUCGCAAGUAUUUGAACGACUCUUUGCCGGGGAACACGCACACCUGUUUAAACUGCACAGUGAGGCACUUGUCAGCAAAAUCUGUGAGAAUUUUAAUGGUCCGACACAUUUGGGUACGGCUGCCAGUCGUGGCUUGGUGCUGCUUUUGAGCUUUAUCACCAGUCCCCUGUCAUUGCAGCAAGCCUUUGAAAAUCUUUUAGAUGCCACCAAAAAAUCGGUGGAUUACUUGAUCUCUCUUGAUGCCCGUGACCGCGCCAUUGCGGCCUCCUCCGUAACGGCGCUGCAAGAGUACGAAACAAAGGCCUUACGGGAGCGACAACUUCUCAAGACAUAUUCUGAUAAACCACCCAAGGGAAUGUCUGAGGACGACUACGAAGACAUGAAACGAAGAGAUGCGAUUGCUCUUGAAAAGGGUCGAGAGGUGUUGCGCAUAGAAAUAGAGAAGCGGAGGCAUGAGAUUGAGGAGAUGAUACGGAAGAAUAAGGUACCAUUGGCGACGAUUCGUACUCUUGGAGCUACAGGACGUUUUCCUAUCGAAGGGGUAGCGGUACUUUAUCCCUAUCUUCAGGGCAUUUUGAAUCGCAACGAUGUGCCGGAAGUACUUGAGCGUCUUAUUGUAGAUGCCAUCUCAGGUCUGCUUUCAAAAACCAUCUUUGCAGACAUGGGGGAGAACAUGGCGUGUACUGUGGCCCAGUUGCAUGACAAACCAUCUCUUACGGUUGGGGACGUGUCACGGCUCUCAACGAUGUCGCUGCAUCUGCGUCAGGCCAUCACUCACAUGAUUCCUGCCCCUCUUUUUGUGGUAUUGCUCCCUUUCUCACGGGUUGCGUUUAAGGCGGGUCGUGGAGGCAAUGCCGUGCAGACGACCAUUCCUGUUGCGACGCAGCACCAGAUUAUGGGUCUACUUUUGCAGAACCUCGGACAGCCUAAAUUACCGCAGCCUACAGAAACACUACAACUACUUACCAACAUUUUACAAAAUUUUCCUUCACUCUUUAAGAGUGUGCAACAGGGCAUUAAUCUCCUGAUGGCUCUGAUUCCUGCGUCGAAUCUCACAGCACUGGAACUCGGUCUUUUUAACCCCGCUGAUGCUGUUAAGGAGGUGGUUGCUUCAGCAUAUCAUCGAUUUUCGCACUUCUUGACAUGUCGUCGUGCAUUGGUUUUGGCGGCAGUUUCUCUUCAUGAUUCUUCUCUCGAGGUGGUGAAGUCGAUGCAACGUGUCACGCAAGAUCCCGUGUACUCCUUCUCGCUCGAUCCAAUGGACUGGAAUGAUCUUCUUUACUUUUUGAGAAAUUACGGCCAACACCAAGCAUCACACGCUGUGCGUAUCGGUGAGACUAUGCGAGAACUCUUCUUACUGCCCUCGACGACUGUGGCACAGCAAAAGUUGUGGCUUGAAGACCUAAAGAAGAUUGCUGGACAAGGUGCUAUUGUAUCUAUUCAGGUUUUGUCUUCCUCAUUGAUGAAUGAUGCCUUUCAGGGCGUCCUGUUGUUUCUUUGCGAAAUGGCAGAGUCUCCGAGCACGGAACCACUUAUGCGACUUAUCCUCUCAUGUGGACGCGUGGUUCUGAAUGACUGCGCUAUCGAUGUUCUCAAGUCAUUGGCUCCAACACUUCAGACUCGCCUUGGCAAGCCACCUAAAGAUCUCACCGAUGCACACAAAGAGCUCUACUUUGCCACUUCUACAGUGUGGCUUACGAUCAUUAGUUGUCGUCUUAAAGAGACUGUGUUGUUGGAAUCCAUUGUCGAGCAACAGAGUAGCACAUUAAACAAGUCAAGCUCGGCUAUGGUGCAUCGGGCUGUGUGUACAUCUAUGGUGGAGAUUACGAAAAACGAGGAGGUGCGAGCUUCUCCAAAGUUGGAUGAGUUUGUGGAGAAGUGUUUGAAACAGGUCAUUCACGCCAGUUCAUACAUUAAGAAAAAAGCACAUGCCUAUGGUCUUGUGGGCGUUCUUCAGGGUUUGGGUCUUACUUCCCUUAGACGUUACCAGAUUAUGGAGAUUAUGAAAAAGGCCGUCAGUGAGAAUCGGACAGAGCGGACGGG